AUGAAAGUUUCCAUCUUUUUUCGGUGGCUUCAUCCAUUUCGAUAUGUUCUUGCCGGCACUCUUGACUACAAAAUGCUGACCCCAUUUGAAGUGGCGGAGCAAGUGGUGGCCCGGCGGCGAAGAGAGCGUGUAUUAAGGCUGAGAAAGCUGAUGGAGUACUUAGAAACCAUGUUGACACAGAGCUUUGAAGCCGUGGAUGGCCGUGGCUGCAUGAAGGCCGACGGAGUUUUGGGUGGGUCCAGGUCCGGCACUAUCCGCCUCCAAGCAGCCAUGAAUAAGUCUUCACUCGCCGGCUCGAUGGAG
Messenger RNA from Striga asiatica, 303 nucleotides. Lineage: Eukaryota; Viridiplantae; Streptophyta; Magnoliopsida; Lamiales; Orobanchaceae. The record is from the annotation of a GenBank genome assembly.